UUAAAAACACUACUUUGAACAUUUGCAUGGCAGAUUGCUUUGGAAAAAUCAGCGUUGUAUUUUUAUAUCACAUUGACUAUUUGAAUCUAAAAUGGAUAUAAUUGACAACGAUAUCAGGCAGUGGGAUGCGAAUGAUGUGAAGGAGCAUUUCGGCGAUAGUUUAACUUUAUUACCAUCCAACGACAAUAUCAAGGAAUUACAAACCAUUUUGCGUGACAAAAAUACCACAAGAAGUGAUUUUAAAUUCUAUGCCGAUCGUUUGAUACGUCUAGUCAUUGAGGAAAGUCUGAACAAGCUCCCAUUUACUGACUGUGAGGUGAUCACACCAACAGGAGCUCUGUAUAAAGGUUUGAAGUAUGGGUCUGGAAACUGUGGGGUGUCUAUUGUGCGCUCAGGAGAAGCUAUGGAGCAGGGUCUCCGUGACUGCUGUCGCUCAAUUCGUAUUGGCAAGAUCCUGGUAGAGAGUGACAAUGACACACAUGAAGCCCAUGUAGUGUAUGCAAAAUUCCCUGAAGAUAUUGCCAGGAGACAAGUUCUACUCAUGUAUCCCAUUAUGUCAACCGGCAACACUGUUAAACAGGCGGUGAAUGUGCUCACGCAGCACGGUGUGAAGGAGGAACGCAUCAUACUCUCAAAUCUAUUCUGCACCCCCGCGGCCGCACAGGCAGUGGUCGACUAUGUACCAAAGAUGAAGAUUCUCACCUCCGAACUACACCCCGUUGCUCCGAACCAUUUUGGACAGAAGUAUUUUGGGACUGACUGAUGCGAGGAUGAGGAGGCGUAAACUAUUUAAAAUUUUAACCAUAGUGCAUGCAUUUCUAUCGUCUUUAAAAAGUUUUUUAACUGAUACUAUUGCCGGAAAACCAGAUUGUAACGGAUUGGUCUAUUACAUGUUACAGUAACUAAUCAUCUUGAAAAUAACUUUAUUUUCAGUAUUUAGCAUAUCUAGUUGGCUUUCUGCUGGUUAAAUAUUUAAACAAAGUCAAAUCAGCAUCGCUAUUCUUGCAACUUUUAAUAAAGCCUGUCGCUAAAUAGGAUGUUUAAUGUUAAAUGCUGUGGUGUGCAGACAUCGCAACCCAUUUUUUAUAGCAACAAGACUUGUUGUGAUCUCGUUUUUGUAUUUAUUUUUUCAUUUUUUAUUAACAUGUUGUUCAAUACAUAUUUUAUACUAGCAGUCUGCCCCUGCUUCGCCCGUGGUAUAUAUAUAGGCUAUAGCCUUCCUCAAUAAAUGGGCUAU
Messenger RNA from Zerene cesonia (dogface butterfly), 1237 nucleotides. RefSeq names its product uracil phosphoribosyltransferase homolog (gene kri). The transcript is spliced from 4 exons. Bases 92 to 763 code for a protein of 223 amino acids. Lineage: Eukaryota; Metazoa; Arthropoda; Insecta; Lepidoptera; Pieridae. The record is from RefSeq and is a predicted model, not a curated record.